Molecule: messenger RNA, 6309 nt
Organism: Passer montanus (Eurasian tree sparrow)
Lineage: Eukaryota; Metazoa; Chordata; Aves; Passeriformes; Passeridae
Gene: MEGF6
Product: multiple EGF like domains 6
Exons: 36
Coding region: 711-5276 (1521 amino acids)
Molecular function (GO): calcium ion binding; protein binding
Source: RefSeq, a predicted model, not a curated record
CUGACAGCGAGGAAAGAGGCAAGAGAGCAUGUGAGGGAAAGGAGCCGGACCUGGGAAAGGCGGGGGGAAGUUUUGUUAGUCCCCUGAUCCGCAGGGAAGCCGCUGUGGUGCGUGUGUGUGCGGGAGGAAGGCGCGGAGCUGCGGCAGGAGGAUGCCUGCACCUCUGUGGAUGGAGUGAAGGAUCACCCUGCCUGCUUCGGGAAGAGCCCUGCGAGGUGAGAUUCUCCUGCCAGAAGAGCACCCCUCCUCUCCUUCUCUUUCUCCUUGCCAAGGGCUGGAUUUCGAAGUGCCUGGGGAAGGGGAUGGCAGCUCCGGAGCAGCUCAGCCCUCAUGGGGCUGCUGUGCUGGGCACAACCCAGGUCUGGUGAGCCCCCAGGUCCGCCAGCUUUGCCAGGAAGCAAAUCCCAGGAGGAAAAGUCACUUCAGUGCAUUUCACUGCGAGCAAACGAGCAUGAGAAGCCGGGCUUGGACUGGGGAAAAAUCCAGCUGCAACCUGCACUGCAAUUUCCAAUGGAGUGAAGAAAGUCGCUGAGCGGAACCCGAGGGGGAGGAAGCAUCCAGGAGCGAGACGAGGACUCCCCUGUGCUCCCGUAGCUUUGUCCUCUGCCAGGACAGGCACUGGCACUUCGGCAGCAGGAGCCUGUGGGGAGGAGGCUGCGGGAUUGCCGGGAUAACCGCUGGAAGCACCUGGAGGGAGAGGAGCGGCUGCCAUGGAGUUUCCUGCCGUGGCACUGUCACUCCUCGUGGCGCUGCGAAUGUCUCCGCUGGCUGCUGGCAGCAAACUGCAGCCCCACAUGCCGAACGUGUGCGCGGAGCAGGAGCUGGGCGUGGUGGCGCUGCGGCAGCCGUGCGUGCGGGCGCUGAGCCGCGCCGCGCGGGUGUGGAAGCAGGACUGCGGGGGCCGCCGCUGGUGCGCGGGCUACGAGCCCAGGGUUGUGUAUUACACAGGCUACAGGCAGGUGUACCAGCUGAGGUCCCAGACCACCUACAGGUGCUGCCCAGGAUGGUCCCAGCUUGCAGGGGAUGCAGGCUGCCUGCACAAUGUUGAUGAGUGCCAGGUGCACAACGGGGGCUGCCAGCACCGCUGUGUGAACACCCUGGGCUCCUUCUACUGCGAGUGCCAGCCCGGCUUCCGCCUGCACACGGACGGCAGGACCUGCCUCGCUCUGAACUCGUGUGCCCUGAACAACGGUGGCUGCGAGCACGACUGUGUGCAGGUGACCCUGGCCCAGCACCGCUGCCAGUGCAGGCACAACCACCAGCUGCACGAGGAUGGCAAACGCUGCAUCCUGAGGAACCCGUGCUCGGACAGGAACGGGGGCUGCAUGCACCGCUGCCACAGCCACCGCGGCCGCGCCCGCUGCGAGUGCCACCCCGGCUACCUGCUGGCCCCUGAUGGCAAGGCCUGCCAAGAUGUGAACGAGUGCCUGAAAGGGCUGGCCAUGUGUGCACACCAGUGCCUCAACACCCGGGGCUCCUUCAAGUGCACCUGUAACCCGGGCUACGAGCUGGGGGCGGAUGGCAAGCGCUGCUACCGGAUAGAGAUGGAGAUUGUGAACAGCUGUGAAACCAACAAUGGGGGCUGUUCCCACGUGUGCCACCACACCAGCUCUGGCCCAGUCUGCACCUGUAACUUUGGCUUUAGGCUGGAAGAGGACCAGAAGUCGUGCACUGAUAUCAACGAGUGUGACACGGGCUCUCACUGCUGUCAGCAAGACUGUUACAAUUACCCUGGGGGCUACGAGUGCUCCUGCCACGCCGGGUACAGGCUCAGCACGGAUGGCUGUGGCUGUGAUGAUGUGGAUGAGUGCUCUGCAAACAACGGUGGGUGUGAACACACAUGCCAGAACCUGCCAGGCUCCUUCCAGUGUGGCUGUGACAUUGGGCACAAGCUGGAUGAAGACAGAAGGAGCUGCAUCUCCCUCGAGGACACGGUGGAGGCCCUGGAUGGCCGGCGCCCCGUCAUCCGCCCCAUCCCUCACGUGGCCAUCCUGCGGGAUGAGUUCACCCAGCUCUUCAGCGACGACUACGAGGAAGAGGAGGAGGAGCUGGAGGCACGGGGGGAGCACACGCUGUCAGAGAAAUUCGUCUGCCUGGAGCACACGUUUGGCCCCGAGUGCAGCCUGACCUGUGACGACUGCCAGAACGGAGCCACGUGCGGCGCCGAGGGCAGCGGCUGCCUCUGCCCCGCCGGCUGGGCUGGCCUGCUCUGCAACCAGACUUGCCCAGCCGGCACCUUCGGCAUCAACUGCAGCCAGAGCUGCCGGUGCCAGAACGGUGGCACCUGUGACCCUGCCAGCGGCGCCUGCCGCUGCCCGCCCGGUGUGGCUGGAGAGCUCUGCCAGGAUGGGUGCCCCAAGGGAUUUUUCGGGAAGCACUGCAGGAAGAAGUGCAACUGUGCCAACCGGGGUCACUGCCACCGGAUUUACGGCGCCUGUCUCUGCGAUCCCGGCUUGUACGGCCGGUUCUGCCACCUGGCGUGCCCCAAGUGGGCGUUUGGGGCCGGCUGCUCGGAGGAGUGCCAGUGCCUGCAGCGCAACUCGCGGGACUGCGACGCCAGGGACGGCUCCUGCCGCUGCAAGCCCGGCUACCGCGGCCAGCGCUGCCAGGACAGCUGUGACCCUGGGUAUUACGGGGAUGGCUGCAAGAAGAAGUGCAGCUGCUCUCCAGGAGUGCCCUGUGACCCUGUCACCGGGGAGUGCCACAAGGAGUGUCCCCCAGGCUACCACGGCGAGCACUGCGACCAAGAGUGCCCUGAGGGGACAUUUGGGCCGGGCUGUCAGCAUCCCUGUGCCUGUGGAGAAGCGUCCUGUGACAGGAGCACAGGGCAGUGCCACUGCCCACCUGGCUGGACAGGACACGACUGUGCCCAAGCCUGCCCUGAGGGUCUCUGGGGGCCGGGCUGCCAGGAGAUCUGCCCUGACUGUGCCAACAACGCCAGCUGUGACCGCGCCACCGGAGCCUGUCUGUGCCCACCUGGCUACACCGGGCAGCGCUGCCAGGAUGUGUGUCCACCCGGCUGGUUCGGCCCCGCCUGCCAGCUGAGCUGCAGCUGUGGCAACGAGGGACAUUGCCACCCGGUGACGGGGACGUGCAGCUGCCCGCCCGGCUGGACGGGGCACCACUGCCAGCGAGCCUGUGACCUGGGGCGUUGGGGCCCUGACUGUGCCCACGCCUGCAACUGCAGCAACGGCGACGGCAGCUGCAGCGCCGAGAGCGGGCAGUGCCUGUGCGAGGCCGGCUACACGGGCACCCACUGUGAGCAGAAGUGCCCAGAAGGGUGGUUUGGGCAGAGCUGUCGGCACCAGUGCCAGUGUGACAAUGGAGCCACCUGUGACCACGUCAGUGGGGCCUGUACCUGCAGCCCAGGCUGGCGAGGAACCUUCUGUGAGCACCCCUGCCCUGAUGGAUUUUAUGGACUGGAGUGUCGACAAGCCUGUGACUGCCUGAAUGGUGCCCACUGUGACCCUGUGACAGGACAGUGCCAGUGUCCCCCGGGCUGGACUGGUGCCCGCUGUGCCCAGGCGUGCCCGGAGAACAGGUACGGCCAGAACUGCAGCCACACCUGCCACUGCUUCAACAAUGCCACCUGCAGCCACAUCAGCGGCCUCUGCCUCUGCUCCGAGGGGUGGACGGGACCCUCGUGCCAGCAAGCCUGCCCGGAGGGGUUUUAUGGGAAGAACUGCCAGCAGCGCUGCCUCUGCCACAACGGCGGCACCUGCGACCCGGCCACGGGGACCUGCGCGUGUCCUGCGGGCUGGACAGGGCUGGCCUGCGAGCUGGCCUGUGCCCAGGGGCAGCACGGCCUGGAGUGCCAGCAGCGCUGUGAGUGCCAGCACGGGGGGCUCUGUGACCGCCGCACCGGGCACUGCCUCUGCCAGCCUGGCUGGACCGGCGACAAGUGUGACACAGCUUGUCCAGAGGGGCUGUUUGGGGCACGCUGUGAGGAGCUCUGUGACUGUGGGGACAACGUCUCGUGCCACCACGUCACCGGUGCUUGUGACUGCCCCCCUGGCUGGAGGGGCCGGCGCUGUGAGAAGGCCUGCCUGCCAGGUUUCUUUGGGAAGAACUGUGCCAGUCGCUGUGGCUGUCCCCUGGGAGUGCCCUGUCACCAUGUCACCGGCCAGUGUGGCUGCCCGCCAGGACUGACCGGCGCUGGAUGUGAAAAAUCCUGCCUGCCAGGGACCUUUGGGGAGGGCUGUGCUCAGAUCUGCCAGUGCGCCGGAGCCACCCAGGAAUGUCACCCUGUCACCGGGGCCUGUGUCUGUCCCCCUGGCUUCCACGGUCCUGCCUGCCAGCUGGAGUGCUCCCCAGGCUGGUACGGCCGGGACUGUGUGAGGCCCUGCCAGUGCAGGAACGGGGGCAGCUGUGACACUGCCACGGGGAUGUGCCACUGCCCGGCCGGCUUCAUCGGCGCCGACUGCGCCAUCGGAUGUCCUGCUGGCCGCUACGGCCAGGACUGUGCAGGGCUGUGCCCCUGUGGGGCCGGUGUUCCCUGUCACCCUGUCACUGGAGACUGCGUGUGCCCUCCGGGCAGAGCUGGCCCCACGUGCGAGCAAGGUUGUGAGAAGCACCGCUACGGGCUGGGCUGCCAGCAGCCCUGCUCCUGCCACAACGGGGGGCUCUGCGACCCCGCCGAUGGCUCCUGCUCCUGUGCCCCAGGCUGGACGGGCAAAUCCUGCGAAUUAGAAUGCCCUCCGGGGAGCUUCGGUGCCGCCUGCCAGCUGCGCUGCUCCUGCCUGCACAAUGCCACCUGCCACCCGGCCACCGGCGCCUGCCGCUGCCCCGCGGGCCACUACGGGCCCCUGUGCGAGCACAGCUGUCCCCCGGGGUUCCAUGGAGAGGGCUGUCGGGAGCGCUGUGACUGCGAGCACGGGGCGGGCUGUGACCCCGCCACCGGGCGCUGCCGCUGUCCCCCAGGGCUGUGGGGCGAGCGCUGUCACACAGGCUGCAAGGAAGGAACAUACGGCGAGGGGUGCCAGCAUCUCUGUGACUGCCCCAGUGAUGUCCCCUGUGACCCGGUCACGGGGCGCUGCCUGUGCCCCCCAGGAAAAACCGGCCCCAUGUGUGCUGCAGACUGCCGUCCCACGCGGUUCGGCCCCGAGUGCCGCCUGGCAUGCCAGUGUGCCCCCAGCAGCUCCUACUGCAACGCCCGGAACGGGCAGUGCCUGUGCCUGAACGGCCACACGGGACCCACCUGCCGGGAAGCCAUGCAGUCCCUGCCACCCACCAGGCCACCACCACCCCCAGAGGGGCUCCAGCCAGCGGAGAAGUAGAUCCUGCUGUGGGAGCACUCCCUUGGUGUCACCAAGCAGCCACCUGAAGAAGCCAAUGACCUGUAAUGAACUCAUUUUGGAGCCACAUGAGCAGCUCUCGUCUCCUGACAGCCCCAGCUGCUGCUUUUGGGGUGUGUGAGUGAGGCUGAAGCGCCCAGUUUAACCAGUUCACUGUGCCAGCACAGGCUGGCCACGAGGACACGUGUGCCCACACCCGAGACCUGCGUGCCUUUGGCCAGAGACCACAUGAGCACUUCAGGAGGGAUCAGUUCUGGUCAGGGGACAGUGGACUUUGACAGCUUGUGACACAUUGCUGGCCUUCAACUUUUGGGUGCUGGGCUUGGGGAGAGGGCUGAAAUCGUGGUCCAAAUCAGGUAUUUAUGCAUCAAUAUUUAUGGGAAGCUGCACCACAGUGUUGUCAGGACUGAUGGUGGCUCUCCAGAGACUGGGCCUCCUGUGGAUGCACCACCUCACUUGAAUUAUUUUUUUUUAAAUUUGAAUUUUCCAAGGUGUUUUACUGUAAGUGACCAUUUGCCAGGGGAAAACACGCAGGGCUCCAGCGCUCACCUGCAGAGCUGGUGCCUCCUGACAGAACAGGCUGUGCUGGACAAGCUUGUCAGGGGCCUGGAGCCUGUUCUUCAUGCCAGGACUUUGUGAGUCCACGGACAGGAAUUUGUCAGCCUGUGGUGCUGCCCAUGUCACUUACUUCAAGAAGAAGGAAGCAUAAUUCGAGUGUGGAAGUCAGAGAUUCUGCGUGGAUGGAGACAAAGAGCUGGCUCAUCUGGUCAAGGCAAAUCCCCAUUGGAGUGGCCUCUCCCAGCCCUGAAUCCUGAGUUAUUUUGCCAUGCCAGUCGUUGCCAGGAGCUGGCCACCUGCAGCAGCGGGGAAUGUCACCACUCCAGUGUCACCACAUCACCCUGGUCAGGGCCCAGGUCCCCCUUUGUCUGUUUGCACAAAGCUCCUGGGCAGGUGAAGCCACUGCCAGAGGAACACCAGCUCUGCAGAGAAGAGGGACAGCCCUGUCCCAAUCCCA